AAGCAACCCUCAACCUCAGCGAAGACGUCCAAAAGAUCAAAGUCGUAGUCCUAGGAGGGGUAAUCCUAGGGCCCGAAGUCCGAGGAGGGACAACACUCAAGUUGCUGGGGUCAUAGCUGUCAUCGCCGGAGGACCAUCCGGCGGAGAAAACAAUUCUGCUCGCAAACCAUAUGCUAGGCAACCUCGAACAAGUGAGCCGCAAGAGAAAAGGGCUCAUAGGGAGACACAAAUAACCUUUACAGACGAAGACACGGGUAACAUUCUAACUCAUCAUGAUGAUCCCAUGGUCGUUACACUUACGAUUGGAAAUUAUGGGGUCAAAAGAGU
This is a messenger RNA of Striga hermonthica, 327 nucleotides long. NCBI's taxonomy places the organism in Eukaryota, Viridiplantae, Streptophyta, Magnoliopsida, Lamiales, Orobanchaceae. The record is from the annotation of a GenBank genome assembly.